Molecule: messenger RNA, 4222 nt
Organism: Hemibagrus wyckioides
Lineage: Eukaryota; Metazoa; Chordata; Actinopteri; Siluriformes; Bagridae
Gene: trpa1b
Product: transient receptor potential cation channel, subfamily A, member 1b
Exons: 28
Coding region: 26-3466 (1146 amino acids)
Biological process (GO): monoatomic ion transport; transmembrane transport
Cellular component (GO): membrane
Molecular function (GO): protein binding; monoatomic ion channel activity
Source: RefSeq, a predicted model, not a curated record
GCGGCGUAUAAAAACCAGCUUCCUAAUGACACACAGACACACACAUAUAUAUACACACACAUAUAUAAACACACACACACACACCACUCUUGCAUCUGGUCAAAACCAAGGUCUUCAUUUUGAAAUUUAUUUUGGCAAGAGAAACCCAAUGAAGCAAAGUAACUCCUAUAGCUGUGUGAUAGAUGGGGCUGAUUUGGCUACUGUCAACGUGUUUGAAUGGGUUGUUCAAGGUGAUUUCUCAGCACUGGAUUACCUGAGCAAGAAGAGUCCGACUCACCUGAGCUCUAGGGAUGAAAACGGAGCAGGACCGAUCCACUACGCUGCCGCGAGUGGACAUUUGGACAUUAUUCGGCUCAUUGUGUCCAUUACAGGACCUGAGGAGUUGGAUGUUCAGGAUGCAGAAGGCCAAACUCCUCUACAUGCUGCUGUAGAGAAAAAACAGGAGUCAAGCUGCUCCCUGUUGCUAGAUAUGGGUGCCAAUCCAAACAUUGUAAACGCAGCCAUGAUGGCACCAAUUCACUUGGCAAUCAGCAAAGAAUACAAUCACAUAGUAAAGGUUCUUCUGUCCUGCAGUCGGACCGACGUGAAUCUGGAAGGAGAUUUGGGAAACACACCUAUAAUGCUCGCAUGCUCCUACAAUAACUGUGAAGCUCUUCACACACUUUUUAAAUACGGAGCCAAGCUGUGUCGUCAGAACAAGCUGGGGCAUUUUGCGAUACACACAGUGGCUUUUUCUGGAGCCAAAGAAGCAAUGGAGGUGAUUCUGCAAAAAGGAGAGGAGCUGGGUAUUUCCACCCUUACACACAUAAAUUAUUUGGAUAAAUCAAAGAGCAGCCCACUUCAUUUAGCCGUACGAGGUGGAAAUACAGACGUGAUCAAACUUUGCAUCGCUAAAGGCGCAAAAGUGGACCAGCAACAGUGCGACAAGUCCACAGCGUUGCACUUUGCCUGCACGCAGGGAGCGAUGGAAGCCGUAAAAGCCAUGCUUCUUCCUUAUGAGAAAAGAAUUGAUGAAAUCAUUAACAUUAGAGACGCAGCCAAUCAGACGCCGUUACAUAGAGCCACGUUAUUCGAUCAUGUGGAACUGACUAAAUAUCUCAUCUCAAAGGGAGCCGACAUCAAUUGUGUCGACUGUAAGGGUUUUACCCCUUUACUCCUGGCUACAACAAGCAGCGCAUGGAAAACUGUUUCAUUCUUACUGUCUAAAGACGCAGAUUUUAGAAUUAUAGACAAAACUGGACGGAACUUCCUCCACCUUGCCAUCUUUCAACCAAAAGGACUGAAAAAUCUUCCUGAACAUAUCCUACAGAAUAAAGAAGUGUGGGAGCUGAUGAGCGAUGAGGACUUUGAAGGCUGCACUCCUCUACACUACGCCUGCAAACUCGGCAUCCACGACUCUGUUAAAAACAUGCUGGGGUUUGAAAUCUCCCUGGGCCGCAAGUCGAAGGAGAAAAAAUCGGCGCUUCAUUUUGCUGCAGAAUACGGACGUAUAAACACGUGUCUCAGGCUUUUGGAGACGAUCCAAGACUCGCGUCUGCUAAACGAGGGAGAUGAGAACGGACUGACACCGCUCCACCUGGCCUCUAGAGGGGGCCACGUUAAGGUGGUGGAUCUGCUGCUCAGGAGGGGAGCGCUAUUCCAGAGCGAUUAUAAAGGCUGGUCGUGUUUACAUCACGCUGCGGCUGAAGGAUACACGCAAACCAUGACCAUUCUGCUGGCAGCAAAUAUCAAACUGCUGGAUAACACGGAUGAAGAUGGGAACACGGCUCUGCACCUCGCCGCACGUGAAGGUCACGUGGCAGCUGUAAAGCUCUUGCUGAACCAAGGAGCUGAAAUCCUGCUGAAUGAUAAUCACGCCUCGUUCUUCCAUGAAGCUGUACGCAGUGGGAAAAAAGACGUUGCUAAUGCUGCUAUUGAGAAUGAGAGGUUAGCAGAAAUAAUACGUCUGUUCAAAAUUGGCUACACCCGCUGCCCUGUGCUGGAUUUAAUCGAGUGUCUACCUGAAUCGACAAAGCAUCUUCUGGAUCAGUGUAUGACUGAAUCUGAGCAUGAUCCAAACAGCACUGACUACCAUAUCACAUAUCAUUUCCGGUGGCUUCAAGCUCCACUGAAUGUUCAGAAAUCUCAAACGGACAAAGCUCUUUAUAUUCAGCCUCUGGCAGCUCUAAAUGCGAUGGUUCACUACAACCGGCUUGAGCUGCUCACACACCCUGUCUGUCAGAAAUAUUUGGGGAUGAAAUGGAAAGCAUACGGAAGUAAAGCUCAUAUGCUUAACCUGGCCAUGUAUCUGUUAGGACUUUUGCCUCUCACGUAUCUUGUCAUGAACAUGAAACCUACACAAAUCAACACGACAAAUGGCACAACCUUCACCAUGGAGAACAUAUCCUUCAGCAAUCAAAACUAUUUAAUUUCAGUGUCCAUGCUGAUGGUCCUCAUCAUGAACAUUUAUGCCAUUUGCAAAGAGGUGAUACAAUUGACACAACAGAGAAUGAGUUACUUUUUGGACAGCUCAAACAUAUCGGAUUGGUCGACCGCCAUUUCUUCUAUUGCUUUCGUUACUCCAAUGUUCUUCGGUGUGGAAGGGAAUCUGCAGUGGCAGGCUGGAGCUUUGGCGAUUUUAUUUGCCUGGAUCAACUUUCUUCUUUACUUCCAGAGGUUCGAGCGCUUUGGUAUUUAUGUUAUAAUGUUUGGAGAAAUCACCAAGACACUUUUGAGUGUCCUCGUGCUUUUCAUCUUCCUGUUGCUGGCAUUUGGAUUGUCCUUCCAUGCACUCAUGCUUCAUCAAAGCGAGUUCCACUCGAUUGGUCUAUCAUUGGCACAGACGUUUGUAAUGACAGUUGGAGAGCUGAAUUAUGAGACCUCAUUUCAGGAAGCAUACACUCAGGGACUUCUUCCUUUUCCUGCAGUCACCUACUACGUUUUUGUGAUGUUCAUUCUCCUCAUGCCAAUCCUUUUCAUGAACUUGAUGAUUGGUUUGGCAGUAGGGGACAUUGCUGAGGUUCAAAGGAACGCAGCACUGAAGAGGAUCGCCAUGCAGAUUGAACUACAUACUAAUCUGGAGGAGAAACUGCCAUAUUGGUUCAUGAAGAGAGUGGACAAAGGUAGUGUCACUAUCUACCCGAACAGGAAGUGUGCCAAGUUUCAGGGAAUGUUGGAGCAGAUUAUUGGGAUGAGUAGACCAGAAGGUGAAUUGCGCACUCGUUUAGUUACUCAGGUGGCGUACUCAGAUCCAUUGGAGGCAGAACUGAUGAAGCAGAAAUCCAGACUGAAGCAGAUUUCUUCAGCACUGGAGAAACAGGACAUGUUGUUGAAGCUCAUCAUACAGAAAAUGGAUAUCACGACAGAAGCAGAUGAGAACGAUGGACCAGAUGAUUUCCGGUCCAUCACCACUGCAAAAUUACAUAAAUCUCGCUGGGUUCCUUUGAUGCAAGCUCUUGGGGUCAGGAAGUCACAGAUGACAUGCUGAUGAUGUGGAGAGCUCCUUGAAAUCUCAGAUAUGUCUAACAAUAAAUGUCUUCUGGUAGAAAUUUACAGUAAGGGCUUUACACAUUAAAAUGUAAACUAUAAAAUAUUGUAGGAUUUAGUUUAAGGAAAUAUAUUGAACAUUUAGCAUUAAAUCAUAUGAGCAGUCUCUAAAAUGACAUUUUAUUAGUAAUCCUUUUUAUCUAUUUACAGUGAGGAGGAAUACAUAUUUAGUAGUCUUUUGACCUUUUUACCUAAAUAUGAUUAAAAACUUUUAUGUAUUCUUAAGCAAAAAGAUAUGUUGGAUGAUGGAAAUUGAUGAGUAAAAUGUAUUUAUACAGCAUUAGCACUUAAUAACAUCAACACUUAGAAAUUGUUAGGGUCAUUACGUGUCAAUUCACACAGAGUUAUUGUUACAUGUGUACGAUUUGCCAACUGCACCAUAACAUGGCCACACUUUCAACACAAUUUUACAAUAGUUUCAAGAAUCCAAAGUCAAAAAAUAUAGCAGUUUAAGCACAAACUGUAAUUGUAAGCACGUGUCUUCUUUAUCAGACAGUAACAUAUUUUUCAGGGAAGUAAAAAAUAUAUGAUGUUGGAAUUCCAAAAUAAUCUACAGAUUUUGGACAGUACUGUAAUAAUUUGAUCACAGUGUUUACUUUUCCCCCUCUAAAUCUAUUUGUUUUUUAAACCUAGGUUUCUUUAUGUGUACUUUCUGGUUCAUAUGUAUUUGUUUCAAGUCCAAAGUCAACAUCUAGAU